AUGAAGCGUACAUUGAAGCGUACAUGGGAAGAGUGCCAAUUGGUGAAUAAAUGCUUGAAACGUCAGCCAUUUGGUGGUGGCGGUGAUGUACUCAGCAUGACGACGGCAAUGGAUGGAGAAGUCGGUUGGUUGGUGGAGAGUAGGUACAGCGACGUAUCAAGCUAUCCGCCGCGCGCUAUCCUUGCAAAGAUCAUGUUCUUACCAUGGCACAGCUGGUCGAGCAGCGAAAGAGACGACUGGCGCGACAUUCAGACGUGGUAUUCUACCGUAGAUGUUGGCAGAACGCUUGCGCUUGACGGCCACUUGUAG
Plenodomus lingam JN3 is the source of this 309-nucleotide messenger RNA. Lineage: Eukaryota; Fungi; Ascomycota; Dothideomycetes; Pleosporales; Leptosphaeriaceae. The record is from RefSeq and is a predicted model, not a curated record.